GUCCUCUUCCAAGCCACUAUCAACAUGCGUCUGAACACCCUUGCUCUUGUACCUCUCGCUUCCGGCAUCAAUGCCACCAACAUUGUCCUCUCCAACGACGAUGGCUGGGCAGAGAUGAACAUCCAUACUCUCUACGAGCGCCUAAAAACGNAAAACCACUCUGUCAGCAUCUCCGCUCCCGCCCUCGACCAAUCAGCCACUGGAUCUUCGUAUGCACCUCCAAAGCCCAUGGAAGAGCCUUGUCAAUACUAUACUUGUAAUGCAGGUGACCCAGCUACUGGAAACUGGCAUACUGACCACAAUAUCUCUUAUGUCAAUUCUUUCCCGGCGACGGCUAUGAAGUAUGGGAUCGAGAAGGCUGAGAAGAGGUUAGGCAAGAAGCCUGAUCUCGCUAUUUCUGGUAUCAACGUGGGGAUCAACUUGGGCAUCAUCGUCCCCUUCUCGGGCACAGUGGGCGCAGCAACUCAAGCCGCCAUCCUCGGUAUCCCAGCUAUAUCCUUCAGCGGCUCCUCCGGUACCCGCACACCUUAUGGCACAGAACCUUCCUUGCACUCAACCCUCUACACCGACCUCGCUGUUAACUUGACUUCCACCCUUCUCGCCUCUGGACCACCCUACUUACCCNCCAACACCUUCCUGAACGUCAAUUUCCCUGCCGCAAACUCAACCCACUGUUCCCGAGCCGCAGACUUCAAAUUUGUGCUUUCGAGAUUGUAUGAGGCGGUGCCUAGCAUCUCGGGACCUGAUGUCAGUGUUUGUGGGGCUGAGAAGAGGUUGCCGGCUGAGUGGGGAGUGGUGGGGAGAGAGGGAUGUUAUAUUUCUGUCAGUGUGGGGGUUGCGACUACAAAGAGAGAUGCAAGAGCCGAGGUACAGGAGAUUGUGAAGAGGAAGCUAGAGAACGUGUUGUCUUGUUUGGAUCAAGGGUCAGGCAGGGGC
Molecule: messenger RNA, 936 nt
Organism: Aureobasidium uvarum
Lineage: Eukaryota; Fungi; Ascomycota; Dothideomycetes; Dothideales; Saccotheciaceae
Source: the annotation of a GenBank genome assembly